AGGAGGCGGCGGCGGUGGCGGCGGCGGUGGCGGCGGCGGCGGCGCAGCUAAGGCUAGCGAGGCAGUCGAGGCGGAGCCCGCACAGCCGAACGCGGACCGCGGGGGGCGCCCGCGCCGGGAGCAGCAGGAGGAGGACGCGCGGCGGCGCCGGCGCCCUGCCCGGGAAAGUAAAGUUGGAGCCCGAGGCUGCGCGCCGGCGCUGGGGCCCGGAGGAGCGGCGGCCCGCGCCCCGGUGCGCCCAGCCCUAGCCGGCCGGAUGGGAGGCGGAGCGCCCGGGCCGCCGCCGCCGCCGCCGCCUGCAGCCUGCGUCCCGGCCGGGCGCCGGGGCCGCGGGGCCGCUCGGGCACGCCCGCUCGGGCGCCGCAUCACCGUGGGCUCGCGGCCCGGGCGCUCCCCGUGAGCGGGGCCGAGGGCGGGGCCGCGCGAGGACCCCGGGACCUGCCCCCCUCCCCCCUCCGCCGCGUCGCCGCUUGCUCCGGGAGCCUCCUGCUCUGCACUUACGCGCGCGGCAGCUGCGGGGAGCCCGGCAGCCACGCUCUCCUGCGCGCCGCUCGCCCGCCGAGCCACCACGGCCGAGGGCCGGCUGCGGGGCGCCGCGGUCCCAGGCGGGCGCGCCCCGGGAACAGGCGGCGAUGCGGGCGCCGGCCCGGGCUGGGGGGCGCCCGAGCUGCCGCGGCUGCGCCCCGGCUCCAGGCGGGACCGCGUAGCUCGCGGGAGGACCAUGGCGUCCCCGGCGCUGGCGGCGGCGCUGUCGGCGGCGGCGGCGGCGGCGGGCCCCAACGCGAGCGGCGCCGGCGAGGGGGGCAGCGGCGGGGACGCCAACGCCUCGGGCGCCGCGCCGGGGACCGCCUGGGGGCCGCCCCCGGGCCAGUACUCGGCGGGCGCCGUGGCGGGGCUGGCUGCCGUGGUGGGCUUCCUCAUCGUCUUCACCGUAGUGGGCAACGUGCUGGUGGUGAUCGCCGUGCUGACCAGUCGGGCGCUGCGUGCGCCACAGAACCUCUUCCUGGUGUCGCUGGCCUCGGCCGACAUCCUGGUGGCCACGCUGGUCAUGCCUUUCUCCCUGGCCAACGAGCUCAUGGCCUACUGGUACUUCGGGCAGGUGUGGUGCGGCGUGUACCUGGCGCUGGACGUGCUCUUCUGCACCUCGUCCAUCGUGCACCUGUGCGCCAUCAGCCUGGACCGCUACUGGUCGGUGACGCAGGCCGUCGAGUACAACCUGAAGCGCACACCGCGCCGCGUCAAGGCGACCAUCGUGGCCGUGUGGCUCAUCUCGGCCGUCAUCUCCUUCCCACCGCUCGUCUCGCUCUACCGCCAGCCCGACAGUGCCGCCUACCCUCAGUGCGGCCUCAACGACGAGACAUGGUAUAUCCUGUCGUCCUGCAUCGGCUCCUUCUUCGCGCCCUGCCUCAUCAUGGGCCUGGUCUACGCGCGCAUCUAUCGCGUGGCCAAGCUGCGCACGCGCACGCUCAGCGAGAAGCGCGCGCCCACGGGCCCCGACGGGGCGUCCCCGACCACUGAAAACGGGUUGGGUGCUGCGGCGGGCGCGGGCGAGAACGGGCACUGCGCGCCCCCGCGCCGCCCGUGCGCCGACGUGGAUCCGGAGGACAGCAGCGCGGCGGCGGAGCGGCGGCGGCGCCGGGGUGCGCUGCGGAGGGGCGGGCGGCGGCGCGCUGCGGGGGAAGGGGGCGCGGGCGGCGCGGGCGGCGCCGACGUGGCUGCGCCCGGGCCGGGGCCAGGAGCGAGCGAUUCCGGUGCGCUGGCUGCCGCUAAGUCCCCGGGUCCCGGCGGGCGCCUCUCGCGCGCCAGCUCUCGCUCCGUCGAGUUCUUUUUGUCGCGCCGCCGCCGGGCGCGCAGCAGCGUGUGCCGCCGCAAGGUGGCCCAGGCGCGCGAGAAGCGCUUCACCUUCGUGCUGGCGGUGGUCAUGGGCGUGUUCGUGCUCUGCUGGUUCCCCUUCUUCUUCAGCUACAGCCUGUACGGCAUCUGCCGCGAGGCCUGCCAGGUGCCCGACCCGCUCUUCAAGUUCUUUUUCUGGAUCGGCUACUGCAACAGCUCGCUCAACCCGGUCAUCUACACCGUCUUUAACCAGGACUUCCGCCGUUCCUUUAAGCACAUCCUCUUCAGACGGAGGAGAAGGGGCUUCAGGCAGUGAGCCGCGCGCCCGGCCCCGCGCAAACCCUGGACAGCUCCAGGCGGCGCCUUGGGAAGGCAUACCCCCCCCGCCACCCCAGCCCCGCCAGGAGAAAGCGGGGGCAGCAGCUUCCCCCAGACCCAGGGAUGGAUUGACCUCUGGAACAUAGGGGAGGGUACCGCAGGGCAGGAGUGUGGGCUGAGGGACGGCAGGGACCCCGGGGAGGGGGUGAGGAGAGAGGGGCAACCCCUCUGCCUUUCCAUCUCAGCAAAGGGCUGCUUUUGGGCCUUCGGCCCGGAUCUGGCCCUGGGGGCCCCUGCAGAGGUGCGGCUGUGAGGUCAGAGUCUCAGACAGCAGAAGUGAAUGCAACCUCCCUAACGGGCAAGAAAGGAGCCCACCCCCCCAACACACACCGCUACCCAGAUCCACCUCUGAGCAAGGGCUGACUUCCCCAGGACCGUGGGGGCGGCUGUCUUGGGGGAGGAAAGAGGCAGUGACAGUCUUUGGUUAUUGAAAGUAUUUAAAUGUUUGCCAAAAACGACAGCCAAAACAACCAAACUAUUUUCUAAAUAAACCUUUGUAAUCUAA
Messenger RNA from Lutra lutra (Eurasian river otter), 2716 nucleotides. It is a transcript of the gene ADRA2C, whose product is annotated as adrenoceptor alpha 2C. The record is from RefSeq and is a predicted model, not a curated record. Bases 722 to 2149 code for a protein of 475 amino acids. The transcript has a single exon. Gene Ontology annotation, cellular component: membrane. Gene Ontology annotation, molecular function: alpha2-adrenergic receptor activity. Gene Ontology annotation, biological process: adenylate cyclase-activating adrenergic receptor signaling pathway; platelet activation; regulation of smooth muscle contraction. Lineage: Eukaryota; Metazoa; Chordata; Mammalia; Carnivora; Mustelidae.